AUGGCGCCACCCGCCGCCCGCCUCGCCCUGCUCUCUGCCGCGCUGGCGCUGGCCGCCCGCCCCGGACCCGGCCUCGGACCCGGACCCGGACCCGGACCCGGACCCGGACCCGGACCGGCGCCAGAAUGUUUCACAGCAAACGGAGUCGACUACAGAGGCAGGCAGAACUGGACGGCACCGCACGGAGGGAAGGCCUGCCUCUUCUGGAACGAGACCUUCCAGCACCCCUACAACACACUGAAGUACCCUCAUGGAGAGGGGGGCCUGGGGGACCACAACUACUGCAGGAACCCUGACGGAGAUGUAAGUCCCUGGUGCUACGUAGCCGAGCAUGAGGAUGGCGUCUACUGGAAAUACUGUGAGAUCCCAGCUUGUCAGAUGCCUGGAAAUCUUGGCUGCUACAGAGACCACGGGAACCCCCCUCCUCUGACCGGAACCAGUAAGACAUCCAACAAGCUCACGAUUCAGAACUGCAUCAGUUUCUGUCGGAGUCAGAAAUUCAAGUUUGCUGGGAUGGAAUCUGGUUACGCUUGUUUCUGUGGCAAUAAUCCCGAUUACUGGAAGUAUGGGGAGACAGCCAGCACUGAAUGUAACAGUGUCUGCUUUGGGGACCACACCCAGCCCUGUGGUGGCGAUGGCAGGAUCAUCCUCUUUGACACGCUCGUCGGAGCCUGUGGGGGCAACUACACCGCCGCGUCCUCGGUCAUCUACUCUCCCGAUUUUCCCGACACGUACGCCGCCGGCCGGGCCUGCUACUGGACCAUCCGCGUGCCCGGGGCCUCCCGCCUCCUCUUCAGCUUCACCCUGUUUGACGUCAGGGACUCAGCAGACAUGGUCGAAAUGCUGGAUGGCUACAGCCACCGCGUCCUGGUGCGCUUCAGUGGCCGCAGUCGCCCUCCCCCGUCUUUUAACAUCUCCCUGGACUUCGUCAUCUUAUACUUCUUCUCUGACCGCAUCAAUCAGGCCCAGGGAUUUGCCGUCGUAUACCAAGCUCUCCAGGAGGAGGCGCCUCCAGCAGGGCCCGCCCUCAACCAGAACCUCACCGAGGUGAUCACUGAGCAGGCUAACCUCAGCAUCAGUGCUGCCCGAGCGUCCAAGGUCCUCUAUGUCAUCACGACCAGCCCCAGCCACCCUCCCCGGGCUGUCCCAGGGUGGACGGUGUAUGGCCUGGCGACCCUGCUCAUCCUCACCGUUACAGCCAUUCUAGCCAAGGUCCUCCUGCACGUCACCUUCAAGGCUCAGCACGCGGCUGCUCCCGGGGAGCUGAGGGACUGCCACCAGCCUGGGCCUCCGGGAGAGAUCUGGAGCAUCUUCUACAAGCCCUCCACCUCUGUCUCCAUCUUCAAGAAGAAACUGAAAGGCCAGAGCCAACAGGAUGACCGCAACCCCCUCGUGGGUGACUAAGCAGGCUGCUGGGCCUGGCCGACACCCCAUCCCUGGCUUUGUCCUUGGCGCCAGGGCCCCCGCCACGGCCAGGUCACAGGGCCUCCCUCACACUCAGCCCCACCCCACCCCCACCCCUGCCACAGACUGGAGCUGAGGCUCCAGGCCGGCGAGGUGGCCCUCUCCUUCCACCCGGCCCUUUGUCUGGCCACCAGCUCCUACCAGUCAGUAAGAGUCUGGAUGCAGGCUUGGCCCAGCCUGGAUUCAACAAAUCUAAGGUUAGCCACGUGUCUGGGUCUAGACAGCGAGACGUCGCGUUAGGCCGUGGCCGGCUCAGUGCCCCUCCCUGGCCGUGUCCUUGGUCCUCUGCGUCCCUUCUAUCUCGGCAGUCUGAGGGCCGCCACCGCGGGCCCUCCUUGGUCUGCCUCUGUACACAGUGCUGACGAUGGCUCACUUCCCCAGAGGCCUGGAGUGGAUGAUCCUGCCCCAGCCCUGGCAGCAUCAGGUGGGUCUGAUGGCCUAGGCUGCUGUCGCCAUGAGGUGGCCUGUCUGGUAGAGUGGGCUCGAGGAGCAGGCAUUCCCAGGAGCUGAUCCAAGGCCAUCUGACUCCGCCAUGAUGCCCUAAACAGGCAUUGGCAUGGCUGAGGCCCCUGAGACGCUGUAAUGACUCUGGAGGGGUCGCCCGGCCUCAGGGGCUUCCUGCUCCAAGGACAAUGUGGCCAUCUCCCCUCCCCUCCACAUCCCCCCCACCUGGAGACCAAAGCUGGGAGUCCAGAGAAGUGACCAGCACAGACGCACAGACGGGCCUCUGAGAGACAGAUGCUCAUGGCCCCUAGGCCCCGGGACUGAGCCCCAGCUGCCCUGGGCUGGGGACUGAUGGCUGUCGCUAUUUUAGAAAUUCCAAGGCCAUUUAAGAGCAGCCCCUGUGUCCACAACAGCUGAAAGCAGAGCAGCUCCCCUCCCGAAGGGCCCCCUGGGCUUUGUGUGGGUGUCUGGCCGGUGCCAUCUGUCUGAGGAGGGGCCUUUGUGCUGGGCUCUAUUCUGACUUCACACACACGGUAUUUUAAGUUCUGUGCAUACCUCCCCAAAGUCCCUGAGCCACUCCCUGGCGAGGCCUGUCCCAGCUCUGCAGAGGGCGUGGAAGAACAGCUGGGUUCCGUCUGCUGUGGGGGGCGGCGGCUGGUAACCUGAGUCGGGGGCAAGGACGAAGGAAGAGGAAGGGCUGAAGACACACAAGCCAGACCCUCACGUGUGAAGGGAGGUGGAGAAAUGUGGCCGCAGCUUUGCUUUAAGGGCCCAUUAGGAUGUGACCGAGAGGAGCCGGCGUCUCAGUCUGGCUCCGGGGGCCGUGUCCUUAGCUGGGGGUCUUUGCUAGCAGGGCCACCCCACCAGGCUAUUCUUAGUGCUCCUGGGAUCUGCUUACAAACACUCAGGACAGGUGUGUGCGGCCAAGGGGCCCCGGGCUGAGAAUAGGCCCACAUGAGGCGCCGGGCCCUGAAGUCCAGCCAAGGUCUCCUCCCAGCACAGGAGCGGCUGUCAGGCUGGCCUUUAGGAAAGUCUUCCACACCCCACCUACUCCACACAGGCAUGCAGGAGAUGAGGCCAAAAGCCCAGAGUGGCCACCUAGGACCCACGCUGGCCAGCCCUCUCUGUCUGCCACCGGGGUUCUGGAAUGAGCCGGUCAAUGCCAGAUUCCCCUGGGUACUUCCCCUAGAGAGCCCCCAAGAAAACAAAUACCCGGCUGGGGAGGGAGCGGGGCGGGCGGGUACCAGACACCAAGAAAACAUCUGAGAGAGGAGGAGAAGCCCAGGCCCAAAGGCUCAUCCUUUUCCAGAGCAAGCCGGGGUGACCAUGCAGUCAAACAAGAGACUUAAAACUCAAGGCACGGGAGAGGAGCUUCUGAGGGCCUUCUCAGGGAGGAAGGGGUGGGUGCGCUCUUCUGGAAGAUGAGGCGCUCGCUGCCCCAGGCCACCAGCCUCCCAGCAGGUCCAGCACCUGGGGGGGCCGCUUCCUCGGAGAGCCCUUUCCCUGUCUGGGGGGAGGGCACAGUUCCCUGUACGUUUGGGUAGAUGGUUCAGGACCUCCCUGGGAAGUUCUCCUGUGAUAAGUAAGGGGGACGGACAGACAGCCUGACUGUGGUUAAUCCUGAGUGGGUCGGAGCCCCUGAGGCAGAGGGGCCCUGCUGGGUUUCCUAGGGCUCCUGCCAGGCAGUGGGGGCCGAACCUCGAGGCCCUGCCACCCUCUUCCCCUCCCCAGGCCUCAGUCUCCUCAUCUGUGAGCACGAUCUCUCAAGGCCUUUCCAGCUCUAAAGCUCGGUCCAUCUGCCCUUCAGGGGCCUCAGUUUCCAUGGGGUUGUGUUGUGGUGAGCCAGGGUCUGCGGGUGUAGACUCUGGGAUGUUUGCACUUAGUCAUGAAAAGCACUUAUGGGGACGGGGUCCGAGGGCCGCUCUCCCUGUCCGUGCCAACCCCUCAGUGAGUCUGGACGGCACGUGCACGCACAUUCAUCACUGGCAUCCACUGUUGGAUUCAGGUUGGGUCAUAUCCUCUGGUGCAUCUGCUUUCCUCAUUCCCUUGGGCAUGUGAUGGCACUGCUUCCUUGUGGUUAGACCCCUUGGCAGAUCUCGGCUGGGGCCUCUCUGGCCUGGCGUCUAAUACCCCACUCACCUUCCUUCCCUUCAUCCCUCCCCUCUCCCAUCAGAGCGCAGGCCCCUCAAGUGACCCCCUCUCAGGCCAUCCACCCGCCCGGCAGAAUGGCCUCCCCCACCGAGAGCCGGGAGAGAGAAGCAUUGGACCUUGGCGUCCACGGGAGGAGCCUGUUUGAAGGCUGAAAUGGGGGCCCCUCUCCCUGCCUCCAGAGAGAAGCCGCCUGUGGCAUUCACGCACUCUGGCGGAGAACGUUCUGCGUCUCUCCUCUGUCUGGAUUUUUAUCUUUGGAAGACAAAGCUUGAUUUGUAAAUACGCUCUUAAUGUGCAACUUUGGGAAUAAAAUAGAAACAUCAUGGAUUUUAAGAUAGAAGAUGAAGUGUGACACACUGUAUACAAUUUAAUAUAUAUUUUUAGGAAUUUUGUUAUUUAAGAAAAUGGAAUGUUCCAGUACUUAACUUUACGGAAAAGAGAGAAAGAAAUGUUAUUUUACUGUCUGGAGAAAAUAAAUUUUCUCACUGUUGUAAA
Molecule: messenger RNA, 4554 nt
Organism: Vombatus ursinus (common wombat)
Lineage: Eukaryota; Metazoa; Chordata; Mammalia; Diprotodontia; Vombatidae
Gene: KREMEN1
Product: kringle containing transmembrane protein 1
Exons: 9
Coding region: 1-1404 (467 amino acids)
Biological process (GO): Wnt signaling pathway; multicellular organism development
Cellular component (GO): plasma membrane
Source: RefSeq, a predicted model, not a curated record